Effrenium voratum is the source of this 831-nucleotide messenger RNA. Lineage: Eukaryota; Dinophyceae; Suessiales; Symbiodiniaceae. The record is from the annotation of a GenBank genome assembly.
AGCGACCCGCGCCUUCCGCCUCCCCAGCCGAAUCGCCCGCCGAUGGCGCCGGUGGUGGCGGUGGUGGGCUGCGGCCCGGGGAUGGGCGGCAGCGCGGCACUGAAGUUCGCGCGGAGCGGCUACGCCGUGGCGGCCAUGUGCCGCAGCGCCGAGAGCUUCGCGCCGGUGCGGGAGAAGCUGCAGGCGCUGGGCGCUUCCUUCGGCUUCUACGAGGUGGACGCCACCAGCGCGGAGUCCGUGGCCGCGGGCUUCGCCAAGGCCAAGGCGGAGCUGGGGGUCGUGGAGGUCUUGGUCUACAACUGCGGGGGCGGCGGCUUCGGGAUCUCCGUCUUGGACAUCGAUCCGCAGACCUUCCGCAGCUCCUUCGACGCCUCCUGCACGGGCGCCCUCUUGUGCGCCCAGGCGGUCCUGCCCUCGAUGUUGGCCUCGGAGGGCAGCGGGCAGUUCGCGGUCAAGAAGAAGGGGACCUUGAUCUUCUCCUCGGCGACCUCGGCCUUCCGCGGGGGCAACGGCACGGCGCAGUUCGCCUGCGGGAAGCACGCGCUCCGCGCGCUGUCGCAGUCCAUCGCCAAGGAGUACGGGAAGCAAGGCAUCCACGCCGUGCAUGUCCGGCUGGAUUGCGUGCUAGACACCCCGGGGUACCAGAAGAAGAUGCCGCAGAUGUACGCAGAGCACAGGAUGGGAUGCACUGACGACAUUGCAGAGACCUACUUUGCACUGGCGCAGCAGUCACCUCUUGGCUGGUCCAAUGAGGUGGAUAUUCGCCCCUUCCAGGAGGGCUGGUCGUGCUGAACCUCAAGAUUGAAAGAUUGAUUGAACAAAGAUAUGUAC